UCUUCUUCUUCUUCUUCUUCUAAAGAUGACAACUUUCUCUCUUUCGUUUCUCUCAUCCCUGGUUUCAUCUCCUCUUCAUCAAGACAUAAUCAAACAGAAGAAGAAAAGACCCUCCAAUCUCGCCCUAACUAAACCGGGAACUGAACUUCCAUCGCCGGCGACGGUGAUAUGUUCUUACUCAUCUUCAACUUCGGCGGCACCUUCUUCCCCCUCGUCUGAUCAUCAAAGGAAAAGACACUGGAAAGCCGGUGAAUACAAUCCUAGACCAAAAACCUCAGAAAAGAAGUUCAUUCCAAAAAGAACGGACACCCACCAAAUCAGACGUCAGUCCGGUGCCGCCGUUCGUAAAACCCCAAUUAACAACAUCAAUAAGAAGAAGAAUCUGGAAGUCAAGCACUACCCCAAAGCCGGAGCUUGUACCGUCACCGAUUCUCUCUCCGAUCGAAUAAAAAAAAAGCAAUGGAUUGAAGCCCUUCAGGUCUUUGAAAUGCUGAAAGAACAACCAUUUUAUCAUCCCAAAGAUAUAACCUACAUGAAACUAAUUGUCAUGCUUGGAAGAUGUGGACAACCAAAACUUGCACACCAACUGUUCGAUGAAAUGAUUGAACAAGGAUUAGACCCUACUUGCAGACGUUAUACUGCAAUUCUUGCUGCUUACUGUAAAUCUCAUCUUCUCGAUGAGGCUUUUUCAGUUCUUGAAUUGAUGAAAGCUCAUCCCAUUUGUCAGCCUGAUGUCUACACCUACAAUGUUUUGAUCAAAGCUUGUGUCGAAACUGAUCGGUUUGAGGAUGUUAAAUCGUUAUACAAUCAAAUGGAAGAACGCUCUAUCGUACCCAAUAUCAUUACCCAGAAUAUAGUUCUUAAAGGGUAUGCUAAAUCUGAAAAAUUCGAUCAGAUGGAGAAACUUCUUUCGGAGAUGGAGAAACCUAAUGUUCAGACGAUGAACACGAUUAUUAGCUUGUAUGGAAACAAAGGACAGAUUGAAAUGAUGGAGAAAUGGUAUGAAAAGUUCCUUAACAUGGGAAUCAAUCCUGAAUCGCGAACAUUCAACAUCCUAAUUGGGGCUUAUGUUAGGAAACGACAGUAUGAUAAGAUGUCAACUGUAAUGGAAAACAUGAGGAAGCUCUCGAUCUCAUGGACAACUUCGACUUACAACAGUGUGAUCGAAGCAUUUGGAGACGCUGGAGAUGCAGAUAAUAUGGAGUACACUUUUGAUCAGAUGCAAGAGGAAAGGAUGAGGACGGAUACCAAGACUUUCUGCUGUUUAAUUAAGGGUUACGCGAAUGCAGGCAUGUUUCAUAAGGUGGUUAAAACCGUACAAUUGGCGGGUAGAUCAGGCGUACCGGAGAAUACCUCGUUUUGUAAUGCGGUUAUAUUCUCGUGCAUGAAAGCGGGAGAUGUUAUGGAGAUGGAAAAAGUGUUUAUGAGAAUGAAGGAGAAGGGGUGCAGACCUGAUUCUUUGACAUAUUCGAUGAUGAUUGAUGCUUAUAGAAAGGCGGAUAUGAAUGAUAAGGUUUUUGAUCUCGAGGAAGAGAAACGGGCCUCCAGCGUUGUUGAUCUUAUAGAUGAUGAAGAUGACGACGAAGUGGAGAAUGUUGAUGAUGAGAAAUGGGAAUCGUAAAGGAAUUGUAUGUUUUUGACUAAGAGAGGAUAGGAUAAUUUGAGGGAAUUUAUUUCUAAGUUGUAUCCUUUUAAUAUAUUCUUGGAUUUUCUUAAGCAUCAUUACUAGUUUCAAUCUUUGUAGUUAUCGAAUAUAAUGAAGAACUAACAC
Impatiens glandulifera is the source of this 1771-nucleotide messenger RNA. RefSeq names its product pentatricopeptide repeat-containing protein At3g06430, chloroplastic-like. Gene Ontology annotation, molecular function: mRNA binding; protein binding. The record is from RefSeq and is a predicted model, not a curated record. NCBI's taxonomy places the organism in Eukaryota, Viridiplantae, Streptophyta, Magnoliopsida, Ericales, Balsaminaceae. The transcript has 2 exons. Bases 26 to 1621 code for a protein of 531 amino acids.